Messenger RNA from Leopardus geoffroyi (Geoffroy's cat), 3651 nucleotides. RefSeq names its product RAB44, member RAS oncogene family (gene RAB44). The record is from RefSeq and is a predicted model, not a curated record. Gene Ontology annotation, molecular function: GTPase activity; GTP binding; calcium ion binding. NCBI's taxonomy places the organism in Eukaryota, Metazoa, Chordata, Mammalia, Carnivora, Felidae. The transcript is spliced from 13 exons. Bases 104 to 3232 code for a protein of 1042 amino acids.
UUCCAGAGCUCGUGGGCUCCUGGGGGCAGUGGUUGCCUCGUCACCAGGUCCGGGAGGCCAGCACUGGGUGCCCGACUGGGAGCCUUUAAGAGGCCGAAGCAGUAUGGAGAGUGAACAGAGAGUUUCCCGAAAAGGCCGCAAGCUGGGCUCCAGCCGCCGGCGGCAGAUGAGAGAAGCAGCUGAUAGCCUGGAUGCUGCUGCGGCCCCAGAGCCAGAGUCCUGGUCCUCCCAGGCGGCUGCCGAAUUGCAAGCCUUCUUCCAGGACUGUGGUGCCAAGGAGAGGGGCUUUGUCACCCGCGAGGACCUAGCGGUGGCCAAGUUCAGCUUCCUGAGUGGCGAGGACGAGCUGGAGAUGAUCUUUGACUGGGUGGAUGUGGAGCAGAAGGGACGCCUCUCCCUUGAAGAAUUCAGCUCUGGGCUCAAGAACGUCUUCGGCUCCAGCACCCACGGGGUCCGCAGAAAGAGGCCAGUGCCCUCCGAGAGGGAAUCUGCAGCCACCAGCUUCCCGGUGCUGGAGGAGGCUGACCCUGAGGAGAAGGAGGCGUUCUUCGCAUUCAUACAGCAGCUGGGGGCAGGCCACUUACUUCCCGAGCAGGCAGAGAUCGGGCAGCUGUGGGGGAAGCUGCGGCAGGAGGAGCCCCAGCUGGCAGGCAACCUGGAGGGCUUUCUGGCCAGGAUGACCAGCCGCCUGCAGGAGGCACAGGCCGACAAAGAGGCUUUGGAGCUGACCCUGCGGAAGCGGGACUCUGAUCACCAUCGAGAGGUGCAACAGCUCUAUGAGGAAAUGGAGCAGCAGAUCCUCCGGGAGAAGCAGCAGCUGCAGGCCCAGAGCGACUCCCGGGGCCUGGCCUUCAGCUCCCAGAUGCAGGAGGUCCUGGAGGCCAAGGAGCGUGAAUUUCAGCGGCUGACUGAGGGCCAGAGGGAGCUGGAGGCCCGGGUCCAGUUCCUCAGCAGCACACAUCAGGAGGCCAACGCGGAGAACCGGCAGCUUCGGGAGGCUGAGCGUGACCUGGCUGGGCAGCUGGAGGAGGCGCAGGAGCAACUGCAGGUGACCAGGGGGCGUCUGAAUGCCGCCAGGGGCCACGUGUCCUGGCAGACGGAGGAGGAGCCAAGUGUCCCCAGGGCAGGUGAGGAGAAAGCUCCAGACACCAAGGCAGUCUCCUCAGAGGAGGCCCCCCUGCCUGGACUGUUUGGGGAUGAGGAUGACUGGGACCAGCUCCUGAACAGCUUCAACACCUCCUCGCGCAGAGCCCUGCAGCUCUCCUGGAGCCCACCCUCCACCCCGAGAGCCCCGGCAGGCCCCCAGACGCCCCGAGUAGUCAGGCAGAUCUCCAUCUCGGAGCUGCAUUCUUUGCCAUUUGGUCAGGGGCCACCUUCAGAUCUGGAUGGGGCUCCAAGGAGCCCCACGGGGGCGCCCUCCAGGGCCACGGAGGGGAAAGGAGUGGACGUGGGUGGGCAGGACAUCAGUCCAGAGCAGCCUGUCCAGCCUCACAGCCUGGAACCUAAGGAGGAGUCAGGGCCCGGCCCCGAGGCCAUCUUCCACGGGAGUUCCCCAGGGGCCCCGAGUGAGGAGUCAGGGAGCCUAGUGGGAGCUGCACUCAAAAUGCUCAUUCCUUUGGAGGAUGCACCCCCUCCUCCGGUGACCUCCUCUCCUCCCCAGGCCCCAGCUGGGCCCAGCGAACAGCUCCAGGCCUCAUACUCAGAUGACAAUAAGAGCCCAGAGCCCGGGCCUGUCCCAGUCAAGCCGCCCAGGCAGAGAGAGGCCCUCCUGCAUCAGGACCCACACGCCAGUGGCUCUGAGCCAGGACUGGGGUCCCCAGGAGCCGGAACCCCCACACCGGGGCUGGCUGAGCCCUCCCAGGAUCCAGAGCCUGUGGGUCGGGCUCCCACAGAGGGAUUGGAGCAGGGCCAGCUGGGCCCUGGUGCGCAGGAGGGCCAUCCUGGAGGGCCAAGAGAAGCUCACAGCCAGGUCCUCGGGCCAGAAGGCCUGCCCACCCUUUCCCGCAAGAGUCUAGAAGAAGAGCCCAAGGUCGAGGAAAGGAAACAGGUGGAUCAAGGAAGGCUAGACCUCAGUUCAGGGCAGUCCACUGAGGCUCAUGGCCUGAAAACGGGGCAUUCAGAACACCCCCAGCAAGACGGCCUGCCUGCCCCUCACCCGAAUGACGUACCGCAGGCUCAGGCUGAAGCAGGGGCCCCUGCUUCUAGAAAACAGUCACCUCCACUGGACUCUCCCCAUGAGGGGGCUCAGCGCGGGGAUGGAGCAGGGCCCCGGGAGCCCACACAGAACCUCCCCACCUUGGUUGAGCCGGAAACCCACCCCAUGCCCUCACCUACAGCUGCUCAUACAGAAGAACAAGGCUCCCUACGACCCAGGGAGCCAAGGGCAGAGAACAGGCCUGAAGACCCAGGAAGUGACUCCAAGGAGGCUGAGCUGACCCCAUCCUCAGGGUCCCUCACUGCCAACAAGCCCCCAGCCAACCCUGAUUACCUCUUUCACAUCGUCUUCCUGGGAGACUCGAACGUGGGCAAAACAUCCUUCCUAUACCUGCUGCACAAAAACACCUUCAUCCCUGGGCUGACAGCUACUGUGGGUGUGGAUUUUCGGGUCAAAACUCUGCUGGUGGACAACAAGUGCUUCACGCUGCAGCUCUGGGACACGGCUGGCCAGGAGAGGUACCACAGCGUGACUCGGCAGCUACUCCGAAAGGCUGAUGGAGUGGUACUCAUGUACGACGUCACCUCCCAGGAGAGCUUUGCCCACGUGCGCCACUGGCUGGACUGUCUCCAGGACUCAGGGUCCGAUGGGGUGGUCAUGCUUCUCCUGGGAAACAAGAUGGACUGUGAGGAGAAACGGCAGGUGCCCACCGAGGCCGGGCAGCAGCUGGCCCAGGACUCAAAUUCUUCUCUGGCGAGAGCGCAUCAAAAGCCCCACCACCAGACAGUGGAUACUAUUUAUUUACGAAUAGAAUUUGGCCACAUUCCAGAAACUCUGGAGAAUAAUAGAGAAGGAAAAAAGAACCCACCCCUUGCCCCACCUCUGCGACAACCCCUCUUGGCAUUUCCAUAUUGUAUUUCCUUCCCCUUCUCUUUUCUCGUAAUCAUGAGGUCAUCACUGUGGCUCCUGGUUGGCGGGAAUUUUUCCCUCUUGAAUGUAGUGGCUCAUCUCUUUGACAUGGUAAUUCCUCCUCUGGCAAUUUAUCCUGAGGAAAGAAUCAGAAAUAAUAAUCCCUAAGAGAAUAGAGUAACGGAUACCCGCGUAUAAUGUAUAAUCAAGAAUGUUUACGUGAGGAUGUUAUUUACAGUAUUAUUUAUAAGAACAGACAUUUGGCAGUGGGUGGUGGUCAAAUUGUGGAGGUUCAUGGGAGAGGCUAGCAUUUGCCAUUAAGAAUCCCGUCCCAGAAAAAAUAUUUGAAGGUGUGGAGGAAAUGCUUACAAUAUAACGUGAAGUCAAAAGAACAGCUUCUGAAUCCUGUGAGGUUGCUGAUAUUUGACUGGGGCCCCGUCAAACUAGCCAUUGCAUAUGGUUUAAUCCAACAGUACAAUGACCUUGAGCCCACCCUACCCCAAAGGGUUAUAUAAAACAGAGCGAGGGGCGCCUGGGUGGCUCAGUCGGUUAAGCGUCUGACUUCGGCUCAGGUCAUGAUCUCACGG